Messenger RNA from Python bivittatus (Burmese python), 3255 nucleotides. It is a transcript of the gene PLCXD1, whose product is annotated as phosphatidylinositol specific phospholipase C X domain containing 1. The record is from RefSeq and is a predicted model, not a curated record. Gene Ontology annotation, biological process: lipid metabolic process. Lineage: Eukaryota; Metazoa; Chordata; Lepidosauria; Squamata; Pythonidae. Gene Ontology annotation, molecular function: phosphoric diester hydrolase activity.
CGCUGGGGCCGGAGACCUCAGGCGACCUGUCUGGAGGGAAUGCGAAGACCCCGGGUUGCCCGCGCUCUCUUUUGAUGAUAUUGCUCGGAUGCUGAUUCACCCAGUGAGUUAAAAAAAACAAAACCCAGAUCACUGCGCUUGUCGUGGAGAGGAAAAAGAAGAUUAGCGGAUCCGGAGCCCCGAGGGCAUCGUGGGAUCUUUUUGAAAGAAGCAAGUUUUGAAACUGUUCAGUCUGUUCCCUGGCACGACAUUUUUCUAGGACAUUAUUCAAAAUGGGAAAAAGGAAGGAACAUCCAAAAAAGGAAUCCAUUAAUUUGGGCAGAGAAGCUGAUCAGUGGAUGUCUGAUUUACCAGAAAGUCUCUGGGCUGUACCUCUCUCUAACCUGUCAUUACCAGGUAGUCAUGAUGCAAUGACAUAUUGUCUGGAUAAGGAGUCAAAAGUCAGUGUAAAUGGAUCCAAAUUGUUGCAGUUUAUGGAUAAACAUAUGCAUUGGAUAGUGCACCCUAUUAUUUUGAGAUGGUCAAUAACACAGGAUCUGACUGUGUUGGAACAACUGAAUGCUGGAAUUAGGUACUUUGAUUUUAGAAUUGCUCACAAACCUGAUGAUCCUUCCAUGAAAUUGUACUUUGUUCACAUGUUAUAUACAACAGUGGAAGUAGAGGUUGUUCUGUGGGAUAUUUUAAGAUGGCUGAGAAACCAUCCUUGGGAGGUAGUCGUUCUCGCUUUCAGAAAUUUUGAUGGCUUGGAUGAGAAUCAUCACUCUCAUUUGGUCUCCUGCAUAAAGAAGAUCUUCAGUUCCAGACUGUGUCCUAGAAAUAUGGUCCCAACCCUCCGGAAUAUGUGGUCCAGUGGCUACCAGGUUAUUGUGUCCUAUGAAGACAUACAGCAAGUGGUACAAGAUAGUGAAUUGUGGCCUGCAGUUCCAUAUUGGUGGGGAAAUAAGGUCACAGCACGAAAGCUUAUUGAGUAUCUGGAAAAAAAGAAGCAAAAUGGUCGUCCAGAUGGAUUAUUUGUUGCAGGAAUCAAUCUUACUGCAGAUUUAGGGUAUAUUUUGGCAAAUAUACAUAGUUCGGUAAAACAAAUGGCUCUGAGUGCUCUCCCAUUACUAAAUUUGUGGAUAAAGAAACAGCGCCCUGGAUCAAAAAAGGACUGCAUUAACAUCAUUGCUGGAGACUUCAUAGAAAAAAAUAACUUUGUGGAGAAUGUGAUAAACCUGAAUAGGAAACUGAUUUUAAAAUAACAUUGCUAUUCUACUUUGCACAUGUUUUGAAAAGAGAUCAUGGGACUAACUGCAAGGAUAAAAUAAGAUAUAAUACAUACAUAAUUCACCUACCUCGCAUUUUUUAUCUGUAGUUAAGUAUAUACUUAAAAACUGUAUUUAUGGAUCACUGUAGAAGAUUUCAUAAGGUUUUUUGGAGUCCUUGGUGGAAAAAAUGGUUUUCCUGGAAAAAGUGCAAUGUCUACAGAGUUUUGAAACAUGGAGAACUUUUAUCAACUGUUAGUAUGUUUGAAUACUAUCCAAGAUCAUGAUAAAAAAGAAGUUGUGCACUUUAGUAAGUGAUGCUUUGCUCAUGUACCCUUGCCAAAUAUCGGUUAGUACUAAGAACAUAGACAAAGCCACAAUGUAGCUGGUUUUGGCUUGGUCACUGUGAUUUACUAACCAUGGUUUGGCUUAGCAUGACAUAUAAACACAGCCAUUUCUUGUUUAUUUAAGAAACUGUAACUUUGCACAGUAAGUAAACCCAACCAUACAGCUAAGACAUGUGGACUGCUGGCUGGGGAAUUUUGGGAGUUGAAGUCUAUGUCUUAAAGUUGCCAAACUUGAGAAACACUGAGUUGUUUGCACAUCUAGCCUAAACUUGAUGUUAAGUAAUAAAUACCAGCUUUUUAGGAUUUUAAGCAAGAUUUUCUUGCUUAAGAAAGAUUUUUCUUAAUCCAAAUAAGAUUUUCUUAUUUGGAGGUGCCAAGAAUUGAAUAUGGGACCUUCUAUAUGCAAAGUUUUACUACAAAUGAGCUACAGUUCCUCAGCACUGAUGAUCUUUUAGAAACAAAGGAAGGCUUAGCUCACCCUAUGUACAGAUGGGAGUCAUAGGUGAACUGAAAAUCUAGCCAAUUGAUUGGAAUGUAAAUAUAAUUCCAUCUUAUUAAGGGGAACUUAUACUGUGAAAUCUAUGCUGGACUGUAAUAAAGAUUUGAUUUGAUUGUGAAAUCCUAAGUGUUUUGAUGUGAUCAGAGGUAUAGCAAUAUGUGUGAUGCAGAAAGAGAAUGGCACUGAUUUUUAAUUCCAUCUUUUAUCUACCUCAGUUUUAGCUACCUUUUUCAAAUAUAAAAAGGGUUAGCAAGAUUCCAGGGUACUUGUUCCUGUAUUGGCAGCUGUGAAGUUGAAAACUUUAUCCAGCUUUGUGUAAAUGCAGCUAUAAAAUUAAAAAGAAAAACCCCUGGGCCAACCAGUUGUAGAUUUGAAGGAUUUCUUUGGCCUUUAUACAGAGGUACAACACUUUUCAAUUGAAGGUCACACUUAGUUUCUGAGUGGCAUACUGUGGAUAACACUCCCCAAAGUGGGUUGGGACCACGAUAAAACCCACAUUUUUUAAACUUAAAUUGUAUUAAUAUUACAGUAACUAAAGUUAAUAUAAUUACUUCUCAUAUAUUUAACAAAUUUCCUUUUCUGUAGCAUUAAAACUUACAAUUCAGUAGCAACUUAUGGAGGAAUGCCAAAGGUUGUGCAUGAAGUAUUGGGGAGCACAUGGAACUCUGGAAGCCAUGCACCUAUGUUAUGUAACUGCAAAUGGGUUUCAGUGGUUUAAUAGUUGUCAACCUUUUGCGGCGGGGGGUAUUAAAACAUGCAAGAUAUUGGCCCAAAUAAAAUAAGUAACAAAGAUUAGAUGAAGGGCUAGGACAAAUUUUGCUAUAUGCCGCCCAGAGUUGCCUUGUAUGAGAUGAUGGCUAUAUAAAUGUGACAAACAAACAAACAGCUAUAGCAGAAGUUCUCAAAGAGCUAAGGUGGCAUGAUAAAGCUUGUAAUAAAUCAUGCAAAAUCACUACAAUUAGCCUUCUUAGUGGGAAAUCGAAGGUCUGCUCCUGCUUACAAAGUGGUCCAGAGUUAUGAACUCAGUGUAGCAGACAAGGUGCAAAUGUAGCUGAAAUCAUCAGUAUUUUUCUUGUUGCCUAAAUUUGGAAAAUUUUUGUAUUUGUAGGUGCUGGCUGAUAUAUACAGUGGGGCAAAAAAGUAUUUAGUCAGCCACCAAUUGUGC